This is a messenger RNA of Alligator sinensis (Chinese alligator), 1155 nucleotides long. RefSeq names its product alpha-L-fucosidase 1 (gene FUCA1). The transcript has 7 exons. Bases 16 to 1068 code for a protein of 350 amino acids. The record is from RefSeq and is a predicted model, not a curated record. Gene Ontology annotation, molecular function: alpha-L-fucosidase activity. Gene Ontology annotation, biological process: fucose metabolic process; glycoside catabolic process. NCBI's taxonomy places the organism in Eukaryota, Metazoa, Chordata, Crocodylia, Alligatoridae. Gene Ontology annotation, cellular component: lysosome.
CCGUAACUUGGACACAUGCUGUUUCCCUCUGAUGAAGUGCCUUUGGCUUUUGGCAGGUAUGUGGUGCUGACCACAAAGCAUCAUGAAGGCUUCACAAACUGGGGGUCGCCCGUGUCCUGGAACUGGAAUUCAGUGGAUACUGGGCCCCAUCGAGAUCUAGUAGGGGAACUGGGAAAAGCUCUCAGAGAAAGGAAUAUAUACUAUGGACUGUACCAUUCCCUCUUAGAGUGGUUUCAUCCACUCUAUUUAGAUGAUAAAAAAAAUGGCUUCAAGACACAGAAUUUUGUCUUUCAGAAGACUAUGCCAGAGCUUUAUGAUCUUGUCUUACGGUACAAGCCAGAUUUGAUUUGGUCAGAUGGAGAGUGGGAGGCACCGGACACGUACUGGAACUCGACCUCUUUCCUUGCAUGGCUUUAUAAUGACAGUCCCGUCAAGGAUAAAGUCGUGGUGAAUGACCGCUGGGGCCAGAACUGCCCCUGCCAUCACGGUGGCUUCUACAACUGUGCUGACAAAUACAAGCCAGGCACCCUGCCAAAUCACAAGUGGGAGAUGUGCUCCUCUGUUGACAGAAUUUCCUGGGGCUAUCGAAGCAACAUGCAACUCGCCGAGCUGAUGGAUGCAUCCAGCAUCAUCAGAGAGCUAGUGCAGACCGUGAGUUUUGGAGGGAACUAUCUUCUCAACGUGGGCCCUACGAAAGAAGGAGUGAUUGUGCCAAUCUUCCAAGAAAGGCUUCUGUCCCUUGGAGAGUGGUUGGGCAUUAAUGGGGAAGCGAUUUAUGCAUCCAAGCCGUGGAGGGUGCAGGUGGAGAACAGCACGAACAAUGUAUGGUACACGUCUAAAGGUCCAGCUGUUUAUGCCAUCUUUCUGAACUGGCCUCGGGAUGACAUGCUGAAGCUGUCUUCACCUAUUCCAUCUUCAGACACCGAAGUGACCCUGUUGGGAUUCUCUGGGACUGUGAAGUGGGAGAAGUCCCCAGAUAAGGGAUUACUGAUCAGUCUGCCCUCCAUAGCCCCAUCUGCUUUACCUAUGCAAUUGGGCUGGACCCUCAGGCUGAAAGGUGUAAAGUGAUAGCUGUUGAAAAGAAGCCUGGAAUUAUUCCUUUUAUUUUAAAUUUUUAAGCCAAAAGAAUCUAAAUAAAUAAUUUAUUCUUCCUCA